AUGGGUCCUACUCGGCUAGCUCGGCCUAGCAACAAGAUGCAACUUGAUGACGUGAUCCUACCACAGGAGGAGUUCGUGAUUCUGCGGGAGAGCGCGCGGUGGAUGGCGGUAGUGAAGGUACACACGACAAAGCACUUUGGAAAUCAACCUUUCUUCCAAAAGAUGGAUAUUUCAUGGGGCUUUGCGACGAAGUGGUCGAUACGGCCUGUCGGGGAGAACGUGUUCAUCCUCCAGCUCUCUUGCCUAGGCGACUGGAACAUGGCCAUGCUGGAGGGCCCUUGGAUCUUCCAUCAGCAAGGAGUGAUGCUGGAACCAUACGACGGGAUUGCUGACCCAAAAUCUGUAGUACUCAACCGGAUCCAUGCGUGGGUUCAGGUUCGAGGAAUUCCACCGCUUUUUCGGAAGGAUGGGAUAGUGAGAGAGAUGGCGGCGUGCAUUGGAGAGGUGCUCAGCGUCGAUCUGUAUGCUCUAGGCGAGAGUGGAACAAGCUUUGUACGGGUUCGAGUUAAGCUCGACAUCAGGAAACCGCUCACCCGAGUGGUGGGUUUGCACCCGGAAGGGAGCGAAAGAAUGACCUUUCAACUUCCAUACGAGAAGCUGCCAAAAUUCUGUGAAGUUUGCGGAGUUUUUGGACAUGGUGAUCUUGAGUGCGGGGAUGGAGUCCAUGAUGAGAGAUCCAAGCAAUACGGGUCAUGGAUGACCUCGCCGAUGGAAGAUUGGCACCCGCUGACAAGGUAUGGAAUUGUCAAUGCCUACAAGUUGUAG
Lolium perenne is the source of this 765-nucleotide messenger RNA. RefSeq lists its product as uncharacterized. The record is from RefSeq and is a predicted model, not a curated record. Lineage: Eukaryota; Viridiplantae; Streptophyta; Magnoliopsida; Poales; Poaceae.